Molecule: messenger RNA, 5659 nt
Organism: Uloborus diversus
Lineage: Eukaryota; Metazoa; Arthropoda; Arachnida; Araneae; Uloboridae
Exons: 19
Coding region: 2-5479 (1825 amino acids)
Biological process (GO): cell adhesion; extracellular matrix organization
Cellular component (GO): extracellular matrix
Molecular function (GO): cell adhesion molecule binding
Source: RefSeq, a predicted model, not a curated record
CAUGGGGACGAUGAUGCUGACGAUACUGACUGGGGUGGCAUUGCUGUCGGGUUCGGUGCUUGCGCAACACAAUCAGAAAGGUUCCUAUGUGCAGUCACAAAACGACGAUUUUCAAGCUGAAGAAAGUGUAACAGCAAGUGAAGUGGAAUACGUGAAUGGUCCGCUUGCUCCUCUCUAUGACUUCCUCAUACAAAAACGCUUACAGCAGUUCUGCAAAUUACUUAGGGAUGCAAAAUUGGAGCAAAUUAUUCAAGACUUGGGCGGUUCAUGGACGCUGUUCGCCCCCACGGACGCUUCUUUCAUCUUCCUCCCAGGUGGAACUCUGGAGGAGUUGCAAAGGAACCCCGAGACGCUGCGAGAUUUCAUCUUGUACCAUUUCGUGGCGAGCGAUCUGCCUUCGUCGCAGAUACAAAAUGAAUUGCUCGUCAAUUCAGUGCAAGGAUCUCCCCUCAGGUUCAAUAUCUACGACCAGGUUUUGACAGUGUCGGGAGCUCAGAUCGUGGAGCCCGAUCUGCAGUUUGAACUAGGUCGUAUUCACAUCAUCGACCAUCCCCUGUAUCCCAUCCCUACGACGGACAUCGUCAGUUAUCUCCAACAGAAUUACAGAGAAAUAUACAGGCUUCUCUUAGAUACAGGCUUGACUGAUUAUAUUUCCAGUGGUACUUUUACUUUCCUGGUCCCGGAUGACGAAGCGUUCAAUUUUCUCACUAUUGAGCUGAAGGAGGCUCUGGCUUCAAAUGCAAGUCUUGCGGAGAGAAUCUUGUUCAACCACAUUCUACAUGGUAGUGUAUUUGUUGGCGGAAUAACCGAUGGAAUGACAUGGGAAACUAUUGGAGGACAUGUGAUUACCUUUACAAUCAGAAGAGGCUUAACAUUUGCAAAUGGAAUUCCUAUAAUACUUUCGGACGUUCCCCUUACGAAUGGUGUGAUUCAUGUUCUGAACAGGGUGAUACUUCCUGAAGGAAUCGAAGCCGAUUGUCAGUGCAAACCCUCCACUGAGUCUUCACAAAAUCAACCAAAAGAUGUUCAUGGGAGAUUCGCGCAGACUCAAAGACCACCUUUCAGCCAAACAACUACUACACGAAAACCUGUCGGGUCAUUUCAAAGACAAACACAAAAACCGUUUGUACGGCCACCUGCAAGAACUGUUGAUCGUACAAUAAGUUCCCAAACUUCACCUCCGUUCACACCUCAAAGACAAAACCAGCUAGCUCCUGGACGAACGCCUUUUGUUCCAUCUAGAACACGGCAACCUCCAUCUGCAUUUAAUCAAAUCACACAACCUCCUUAUCAAGAUCCAGCUAAUCAAGUUCAACCAGAAGAUGACGUAAAUGCUGUUUUUGGACCUGGUGAACAAACUCUUGCUCCUCAGAAGAGACCAACCACAAGAUUUGUACCAAGACCAACGCAACCUCCUCAUCAUAGUAGAUUUUCCACGCCUGCCAUUGUAAGCAACAAUGAGCCUGGUGCACAUGACAUUGACACAAACCAACCAGGAAUAGAUCACCCUCCUAGACAGGUAAACAGAUGGUCUAAUCGUCAACCAACUCCACCGCCUAGAUAUCCGACUCCUGGCCGAAGUCCAUAUCGAACGCAAGCUACAACGAGAUCUCAACACACAACCAGAUCGUGGGGGAAUGCUAUUGUCACUCAACCGUCAUUUGCUCCACAACCUGGGUCAGACGUAAAUAUCGACACAUUACAUACCACUGAAAGCCCAAACCAAUUUCGUACUGAUGCUCCAAGGGAUAGAACAACUAACUGGCAACAACGUAAACAAGUUACUGUCGCUCCAAGGUCGCCAGCACAACAAGUAACUACGCAGCGUCCAGCUAGAGUACCCCCACCACAAAGAAGGCCACUCCAGCCAAGACCAACAGUUCGUCCUACUUCAUCCUCAACAAAUGCACCAUUUGAAUCAAAUCGGCAGAGACCGUCUUGCCGUUUGCAAACAGAUAGAGUGACUCAUAUAAAUCAGCAUCUCCCGUUAUGUUCUGAUGAGCCAACGGAAGAAUGCCAGCCUUCCCCUUUCAACCCUGCAGAUCCAAGACCUUUAUGCCCGAUUGAAAUGUCUACCACUGAUUGCCGUUCACAUGAGCGGUUCAGUCCGUCUGAUAAUAGACCUUUAUGUCCAAAUCUUGUAGGUCAAAAUGCUCAAAACUGUCGAGUUCUGGGCAACCCUACAUAUGUUGGUGAUCGAAGACCAAUUUGUCCACCUUCUACUACGGUGCAACAAGGAUGUCGUGAUGCAUCAGAACCGUUUAAUCCUUUAGAUAAUAGGCCUUUGUGCAGUACAUCUGGAACUGAAGAUGUAUUUCAGCCUCCAAACGUGGAUAACGUUCCUACACAGCAAUGUAGACGUUCCAAUGAUCCAACAUAUCCUCAAGACACUAGACCUCUCUGCCCAGAAGAGCCCCAACAAGACUGCCGGCCAUUCUUAGAGCGACCUAAACCUGGGGAUAGACGUCCAGUGUGUCAAGUUAACAGGCAGCAACCUCCACAAAGACAGAAACCUGUCAACCCAACAAAAGACACUACUAAACCCACAAAAGUAAAUCAAUCUCCAAGGCAGAAUACUUAUCCUCCAAGAGGAAGGUAUCCUACUUCUCAGACAACUCAAAGGCAAUCUUGGCAAACCACAACUCAAACCCCACAAAGUCAGUUUAGUACAGAAAUUACGACAAAUAAACCUCCAUUAGGCAAACAACCUCAAAGAGGUACAUCUACGAGACCUACAGCCUUUCAGCCAUCAAAUCGCCCUUUCCAGUCACGACCACAGCCUGGAUUGCGACAGCCACAGCCGCCUCCUAGACUUAAUCCAACAACGCCCCAAACUGGAACUUUUCAAAACCAGCCUCAAUCUGGGUUUCAGCCUCAAACUGGGGCUCAUACACCGCAGCAUUCACCUGGAUCACAACCGAUUCUUCCACAAUCCGAUCCCUACCCUGCUGCACCACAAAGUGGUGUAAAUCCUUCUGAACAACAACAACCUCCUAGCUCAAACCAACCUCAGUCUCAAUAUCCACCACGACCUACAUCAAGUCCUGGGCAAUGGACUAGACCUCGGGUAACUUUAAAUCCUCGCCGACCUGAACCACCUAUUUCACAACCGCAAUCAGGAUUAGUCAGACCACCAGUAUCUCCCCUAGCCCCACCAUCAGGGACGUAUCCUUCUUCAGAAGAAUGCGUACGGUGUCCUAAUCAACAAGGUGGACCAGUUGGUUCCCCAGGUUUCCAAUUAAGAGGUCAAAACACACCUUCAAACAGAUCACCUGUUCAAGGUCAAGCUACCCCAACUCGCGGGUCAACUGCUCCCCAAGUGCCUAUUUCUGUAACAGGGACAUCUACAACGCCAGGAGAAGAUUCAAGAAGAACUCUUUAUGAAAUUGUCGAAGAUCCAGCUUUACUAAUUAGAAAUCACCCUGUCAAGUUAUCGAAAAUAUUUUCACUGUUUCACAAAGCUGGAAUCGAAGACCUUCUAACUGGACCAGGCCCGACUACCGUAUUCUUGCCUUCAGACGAUGCUUUUGCAUCAUUGCCACGUGGCGUAAUUGACCAAUUAGAAGAAAACCCAGAGCAGCUAAGGAAAGUUCUCCUUUAUCAUGUGGUUAAUGCCGAUGUCCUGCCCAGUUCUGGUGGAGAGAGUUACACUUUGCCAUCCUUGGAAGGAACCCAGCUGUUGAUCACGAUGCUUAACGGCGGCAGGCUCAUCUUGAUUAGCGGCGCAAAGGCUAUUGCUGUGACGAGAGCUAGCAAUGGUAUCUUCUACGUCAUCAAUCAACUUUUGUAUCCUCUGCCUCAUGAAAACAUUAUUGGUGCAGUACAGUCGAGACCGGAUUUGACUACCUUAGCUUGGCUGCUUCCUCAGAGUGGUUUACAAGAUCUUCUUCAAGGACAAACUCCAUAUACAAUUUUAGCGCCGACAGACACUGCUUUUGCUCAGCUGAGUCCAACGGCAUACGAAGAAAUUACAAGGAAUACUACUGCUUUACAAGAAAUAUUACUCAAUCAUGUCAUAGAGGGGGCUCAUUAUGGACGAGAAUUUCUAACUGGUGCAACUUUCCCCAGCGCUCGAGGUGGAAAGCUGAAAUUCCAAGUCGUUAGUUAUGGUUAUCAAGUGAACGACAUCAACAUCAAGACCCCUGAAAUUGUCACUGGAACAGGCGUCAUUCAUCUGAUCGAUCAAGUGAUAUUGGAACCACGGGAUUUACAAUUCUUCAUAAACAUUGAAAAUGCAGUUGCCGGGCAAGACAGUCCAACUGAUAGCAUUAUCCAACAACCACCAACAGCUAAUCCACGAACAGGAAACCGACCAGCGUCAGUUCAACCACAAGUGGGUGGUUUGCAACCACCUGGUGCACAAGUAUCAGUCGGUGGACGGAGACCCACAACUGGUGGAUCAACUACCUCAGGACAGCGUCCAGUACCAGGUCAAAAUCCUACUCACGGCCAACGACAGCAAUCUGGGCAGAGCCAACCUCAAGCAUCACCUCCCGGUCACGGGCAACGGCAGUCUUUCACGCAGCCUGGACAGCAACAGAACGUGAACCAGCGCGGUCCUGGAGUCGGGCAACAGCAACCGUUCUCUGGAGGAAGGAGGCAGCAGCAACCUUCUCGAGGUCAACUUAAUGGUCCGUCCCAGACUCAGGCUGGAGGACAACCCAAUGAUGUUGCAGAACUUGCGAGGUCGAUGGGAUUGAACCAUUUUGCGAACUGGAUUUCCAACACAGGACUGCUGGAAAAAGUUCAUGAUGGAGGUGUCUAUACAGUUUUUGCUCCUACUGACGAUGCUGUCAAUGCUCUACCCCAGGAGAUGUCUUACUCUAUUGAUUCGAAUCCAAACCAGAUGAAAUCCGUGCUUCAGUACCACAUCAUCCCUCAAAGGAUCAAUUUGAACUCUCUUAGCAACGAAGAAACUGCUUCUACGCUGCUUCAAGGGAAAAAGAUCCGUUUCAAUGUGUACGGAAACGGACAACCUAAUUGCAGACAGAUGGUGACUGCUUCGGGCACACCUAUUGAUGGAUCUUUGGCUACCAUGGGAUCAGUGCAGCUCAUUCCUGUCACCCAAGUUCUUUAUCAACCUGCUGGAAACGUGUUGACGAUUAUCGACUCUUCCCCGAUUCUCACAAAUCUUUCUAGCGCUGUGAAAAACGCUCGCCUUUCUUGGGUACUAUCUGGAAAUGGUCCGGUGACGCUUUUUGCGCCAAGUGAUACUGCAUUCCAGAACCUUUCCGAGGAGGAUAGGCGAAGAUUUGUAGAAGACAAGCAAGCGUUUUCGGAUCUUCUGAAAAAACAUAUGGUACGUGGAACGUUUUUCUCCAGCGGUAUCCAAGAUGAUUUGGAGAAGAAGAGUGAUAAUGGACAACCAAUAGUUAUUUCCUUGAAUCAAGGCAUCAUGACGGUCAACUCCAUUCCAGUGGCGUAUUCCGACAUCACAGCAACGAACGGCGUCCUUCAUGUUAUCGAUCAAUUCCUAUAAGGGGCCGGAAGCCAUCACCUCAUCUCGAGAGCAUACGUCAUCUCGGUGGAACUUGCUGAUUUGCCAAAUUCGUUGUGUUGUUCUAACUAAUAGCGUGCAUUCAAAGUGUAUGUUGAAUUUUUGUAAGCUCCUAAAUGCCAUUCUCAAUGUUGCUCACGUUUAUGUAAUAAAGAAUAAAAA